This is a messenger RNA of Plectropomus leopardus (leopard coralgrouper), 1679 nucleotides long. It is a transcript of the gene hacd3, whose product is annotated as 3-hydroxyacyl-CoA dehydratase 3. The record is from RefSeq and is a predicted model, not a curated record. Gene Ontology annotation, cellular component: endoplasmic reticulum membrane. Lineage: Eukaryota; Metazoa; Chordata; Actinopteri; Perciformes; Serranidae. Gene Ontology annotation, biological process: fatty acid elongation; sphingolipid biosynthetic process; very long-chain fatty acid biosynthetic process. Gene Ontology annotation, molecular function: 3-hydroxyacyl-CoA dehydratase activity.
UCCAUGACGGCUAGCAUGAAGGGGGGAGAGUUGGUUCAUUCAUUGCUCGACUAGACCUACAUUUGUUUGAAAGAAAGCUCUGUUAAAAGCGGAACAAUGCCGCUCACACCUCUCGUUUACUGGGCUCAACGCCAUGAAGAAAUUUACCUGCGAGUGGAGUUGACGGACGCCCAGAAUAUUGACGUGCAAGUACAUGAAAGAGUGCUUCAGUUUAAAGCACAGGGCCAUGGUGCAAAAGGACAAAAUGAAUAUGAAUUCAGCCUAGAAUUUCAUUUACCUGUAAAGUCAGAGGUGAGCCACAAGUCCACGCAGCGGCAGGUGAAUAUUACAGUGCAGAAAGAGCAGAGAGGCUGGUGGGAAAGAUUGACGCUACAGGAGCGCAAACCAGUCUUCCUGGCACCGGACUUUGACCGCUGGCUGGACGAGUCAGAUGCUGAGAUGGAGAUCCGGGAAAAGGAGGAAAAACAAAAUAGGCUGAAGGCUUCAAGGCAUAACGAGGAAGGGUUUGUCAGCCUGAAAACAGGGUUUUUGUUUAUGUAUAACCUGGUGCAGUUUCUUGGUUUUUCAUGGAUCUUUGUCAACAUGACCGUGCGGCUCUUUAUCUUUGGUCAAGAUUCUCUCUAUGACACGUUUCACACCAUAUCGGAUGUUAUGUUCUUCUGCCAGAUCUUGGCAGCAGUAGAGGUCCUCAAUGCUGCUUUUGGUGUAGUCCACGCAGGUGUUAUUCCAUCUCUUAUACAGGUGGUUGGAAGAAAUUUUAUCCUCUUCAUCAUUCUGGGCAGUUUGGAAGAAAUGCAUAACAAGCCUGUUACGUUCUUCGUUUUCUAUUUUUGGAGCGCCAUUGAGAUUUUUAGGUAUCCAUUUUACAUGCUGGGCUGUUUUAACACAGAGUGGAAAACUCUCACGUGGCUGCGUUACACAGUCUGGAUACCACUGUACCCAUUAGGUGUCAUAGCUGAGGCUGUUGCUGUGAUACAAUCCAUUCCCAUCUUUGACGAGACCAAACUCUUCAGCAUUCCUCUGCCCAAAGCCGUUGGAACGUCUAUCAGCUUCUCUUACGUCCUGCACAUCUAUCUUGUCCUCAUGUUUCUUGGACUUUUUAUCAACUUUCGUCAUCUUUACAAGCAGAGGAGGAGGCGUUUCCGCACCAAGAAGAGGAAAGCACAUUGAGAUACAGCAACAAAAACACUCGUCAAACACCUCAGCUGCCUGCUUAUUUCUGGAUAAAACAUUUUAAAUGAUACUCAUAAACCAUGCUACAGUCAAAUCUAUGCUCACUAUUGUUAGAUGGUUGUUUUUAUUCUACAAUAUUGCUCUCAGUUAGAUUUAUUAAUUUAUGGUUGUUAUACAGAUGACUUAUUUCAAUCAUUCCAUUGACGUUCUUACUUACUUGUGUUUGAGUUCUUAUAGAUGUAAGUUUGCAUUUUCUAGAUAAGUUGGGAGAUGUAUAAAGCAAUAGAACAUGACAUCUUGUGAUAGUUUUUUUUCAAGUUUCUUUUAAUCUUGGGUUGUUGUUUUUUUUGGCUGCAUUUUGUCAUUUUAGAUACAGUAAUUUUGCAUAAAUGAAAAACAGCGAAAACAUUGUCUACAAAUACUGCAUUUGAUCUAAUUCCAGAUUGCUGAACCAUCCCACAAACCUCAGGGAAAAUUACAGCUGAAAUAAAGAGCAUUUUGUGUCU